Echinops telfairi (small Madagascar hedgehog) is the source of this 1257-nucleotide messenger RNA. It is a transcript of the gene NR2F6, whose product is annotated as nuclear receptor subfamily 2 group F member 6. Gene Ontology annotation, molecular function: zinc ion binding; nuclear receptor activity; RNA polymerase II cis-regulatory region sequence-specific DNA binding. The transcript has 4 exons. Gene Ontology annotation, biological process: cell differentiation; negative regulation of transcription by RNA polymerase II; anatomical structure development. Lineage: Eukaryota; Metazoa; Chordata; Mammalia; Afrosoricida; Tenrecidae. The annotation marks the transcript as partial. The record is from RefSeq and is a predicted model, not a curated record.
UCGGCCUCGCCCCCGGGCGCCGCCAGCGACGCCGAGCCGGGCGACGAGGAGCGGCCGGGGCUGCAGGUGGACUGUGUGGUGUGCGGGGACAAGUCGAGCGGCAAGCAUUACGGCGUCUUCACCUGCGAGGGCUGCAAGAGCUUCUUCAAGCGGAGCAUACGCCGCAACCUCAGCUACACCUGCAGGUCCAACCGUGACUGCCAGAUUGACCAGCACCACCGGAACCAGUGUCAGUACUGUCGCCUCAAAAAGUGCUUCCGGGUCGGCAUGCGCAAAGAGGGUGAGGGCGCGGUGCUGGGCAUCGACAACGUGUGCGAGCUGGCGGCGCGGCUGCUCUUCAGCACCGUGGAGUGGGCGCGCCACGCGCCCUUCUUCCCCGAGCUGCCGGUGGCCGACCAGGUGGCGCUGCUGCGGCUCAGCUGGAGCGAGCUGUUCGUGCUGAACGCGGCGCAGGCCGCCCUGCCCCUGCACACCGCGCCGCUGCUGGCCGCCGCGGGGCUGCACGCCGCGCCCAUGGCCGCCGAGCGGGCGGUGGCCUUCAUGGACCAGGUGCGCGCCUUCCAGGAGCAAGUGGACAAGCUGGGCCGCCUGCAGGUGGACUCGGCCGAGUACGGCUGCCUCAAGGCCAUCGCACUCUUUACUCCUGAUGCCUGUGGUCUCUCAGACCCAGCACACGUGGAGAGCCUGCAGGAGAAGGCGCAGGUGGCCCUGACCGAGUACGUGCGGGCCCAGUACCCAGCCCAGCCCCAGCGCUUCGGCCGCCUGCUGCUGCGCCUGCCCGCCCUGCGCGCCGUCCCAGCCUCACUCAUCUCCCAGCUGUUCUUCAUGCGCCUGGUGGGCAAGACGCCCAUUGAGACGCUGAUCCGUGACAUGCUGCUCUCGGGAAGUACUUUCAACUGGCCUUACGGCUCCGGCCAGUGACCAGCCUCCAGGGACACAGAUGCUCGGGGCCCCUAGGCCAAGGACCUUGGCCCUUUCUCAGACUUUUCUUUUUUAAAGACUGUGAAAUGUUUGACUUUUCUGUUUUUUAAAUGAUCAUGAAACCAAAAAGAGACGGAUGGUCUGCAGAUUCCAGCCAUGUCUUCCGGUGCCCUGGCAAAGAUGUGGGGAGGCGUGGCACGUUCCCAUCCGUACACAACCCGUCCCUUGGAGCCCAGGAUGAAUUUUUGGGACUGCAGGGGUGGGGUGGGCAUGGACACUCACUACAUGAGGAAUGAGCAUGGGGAUACAGUAAUACAGAUGUUUCCUACAUGCCAA